Nematostella vectensis (starlet sea anemone) is the source of this 1885-nucleotide messenger RNA. RefSeq names its product LIM and senescent cell antigen-like-containing domain protein 1. Gene Ontology annotation, cellular component: cell-cell junction; cytoplasm; focal adhesion. Gene Ontology annotation, biological process: cell-cell junction organization; positive regulation of integrin-mediated signaling pathway; cell-cell adhesion. The transcript is spliced from 13 exons. Bases 94 to 1131 code for a protein of 345 amino acids. Lineage: Eukaryota; Metazoa; Cnidaria; Anthozoa; Actiniaria; Edwardsiidae. The record is from RefSeq and is a predicted model, not a curated record.
CACAGACACCCCUCCCUGGCUGGUUUGUCGGGUUUGUUGAUGGUUGUCGCUUGUGACUGAACUGAGGUCUGUUCGCCAAAUCGUCUUCCCUCGAUGCCUGUACAGGAAAACAUGACUACUAUUAGGUCUAACAUCGGCCUCAGCACCGCUAUUUGUGCCGUCUGCCACGAGGGUUUUGGAGUAGACGAGCGAAUGGUCAACUCCAAUGGUCAAAUACUUCAUGAACGAUGUUUUGUGUGUGUUCAGUGUUUCCAGGCUUUUCCAGAUGGUCUUUUCUAUGAGUAUGAUGGGCGUCGCUUUUGUGAACACGACUUCCAAACUUUGUUUGCUCCUUGCUGCAAGCAAUGUGGCAAGUUUGUGAUUGGCCGUGUGAUCAAAGCAAUGCAAGCUAACUGGCAUCCUGACUGCUUCCGCUGUGAGAUCUGUAACGACUGUCUGGCUGACACUGGUUUUGUCAAGAAUGCAGGAAGAGCUUUGUGCAAAAAGUGCAAUGCAGAUGAGAAGACAAAAAAAACUGGCAGAUAUGUGUGCAGAAAAUGCCAUACGUACAUCCCUGAAGGGGAACAUAUCAUGUAUAUGGGGGAUCCUGUCCACCCAUGGCACUACAACUGCUUCUGCUGUGGCAAGGAGCUUGACCACUUUUGCCGUAAGAAGGACACAGAGCUUUACUGUCUGCGCUGCCAUGAUCUCCUGGGAACCCCCAUCUGUGGAGCGUGUCGUCGCCCAGUCGAGGACCGAGUGGUGCAUGCCUUAGGCAAGGCUUGGCACGUGGAGCAUUUUGUUUGUGCAAAAUGUGAGAAGCCAUUUUAUGGUCACCGAUACUACGAGCGCAAAGGAUUGGCAUACUGCGAGACCCAUUACAAUGAGCUGUACGGAGACAUCUGCUUUGAAUGCAACAAGGCAAUCACGGGAGAUGUUGUAAAUGCGCUAAACAAGUGCUGGUGCGUCCAACAUUUCACAUGCAUCGGCUGUAAUAUCUCACUGACUCUCAAGAGCAAGUUUCAUGAGUUCGACAUGCAGCCCCUUUGCAAGAAGUGCUACGAGAAAAUGCCAAUGGAGUUGAAGAAACGACUCAAACGCGCGGAGCAGGGAAGCCCGGCCAAGACCCCAACCAAGAAGAGCACGACUUAGAGUAUUUAUAUGCGUAAAAAUAGGAUUUUCUAAAUGGUUUUAAUACAUAUCUUUUCUUAUCUAAAGCAACUCCCAACACACCCUGCCUCAAGGAUAGCUAUUAGCGUAUUGCGUGAUAGAAGCGCAUUGCGUGACUACUACUUUAGUGACCAAUGAGGUUGUCAGGGGAGAGGAGGGUGGGGAGAUGGGAUCGUAAGACCCUCCCCACCCCCGCUCGACUGAAGGGCCCGCUGCAAUGGGAGAAAAUUAAAGCCGCAUUUUCACCAGUUUACUUCCGGUCGAUUACGUAACAAUAUCCGAAGAUUUUUAACGGAAAACGCGAAAAAUAUUUCAAAAUAUCGAAAGCAAUAUGUUUAUUGGAAGUUUCUUUGAGGAUUUGAUUGAUAAUUUAGAGCGGAUGGCCUGUUUAAUAUCUCGGAUUUUAAUACAUUCUUUUCUCUUCUAACGGUUGAGGUUUCCGUCGGACUUCCGGAAGUAAACUGGUGACAAUGCGGCUUUAAGUAUCACUGUGAGUUUGGGCGAGAUGCAUAACAAUUUAGAAAAAAUGGAGCCCUAAAUGGCCAAACGAACCUGCCGCUUACAAUCCUGGAUACGAGCCUGGUAACUUGCACGCUAUAAGAAUAAAACAAUGCAAAAUGGAACCAAGAUGAUGUUGAUAUAGGAUCGGAAUCGUGUUGCGCUUUAAAAAUUUAUAACUUUAAAAUUUGAUAUUUUCAUGUAGGUGUAAAAUACGAAAAUAAAGGAAAUGAUUGAA